CCUUCUUCUUCUCAUCCCCCCUCAUAUAUAACCCCCACCCCUCUUUUCAUUUCUCAAUCUUUCGCCAUCCCAUGUUUUCCUGCCUCUCUACAAACCUACCCCUUUACUCUGUUUUUUUCAGCUCCCCUGUUUUUCUCCAAGCUUCUUGAUUUGUAAAGUUUUCAUCUUUUUCCUCAUUCGGGGUUUUCUUGAAUUGGGCUGAUUGGAUGCCAAUGAGAGAGAAGGUACCUGGCCAAAGAAAGGGCAAAGAUUAUAUGGAGUCGAGGAAAAAUCGUAGGAGACAGAGGAGGUUGUUGCCUGUUCAGGUUUUGUAUAAUACUUGUGAACAAGUUUUUGCUGAUUGUGGACCUGGGAUUGUUCCCGACCCUGAGAAGAUACGGCUUCUUAAGACUGUUUUGGAUGGCAUAUCAGGGGCAGAUGUAGGCGUGAACCCAAAUAUGCCCUUUUUUAGGGAACAAAAGACAGAAGGUUUACCUACCAUAACAUACCUACACAUCCAUGAAUGUGACAAAUUCUCGAUUGGGAUCUUUUGCUUGCCGCCAUCAGCUGUUCUUCCGCUUCACAAUCACCCUGAAAUGACAGUUUUUAGUAAACUUCUAUUUGGCACUAUGCACAUCAAAUCUCUGGAUUGGGUAAAUGGUAUUCCUAGCAACAAAGUCCCGGAUGGCGAUUCCUCAGAUGCAAAUGGAGCUCUUUCUGCUGAGGCAAGGUUGGCGAAGGUCAAGGUGGAUGCUGAUUUUAUUGCUCCGUGCGAUACUUCGAUCCUUUAUCCCACUGACGGAGGUAAUAUGCACUGCUUUACAGCUGUAACACAAUGUGCAGUGCUAGAUGUGCUUGGACCACCAUACAAUGAUGCCGAAGGGAGGCACUGUGCCUACUAUAUAGAGCACCCACUUGACCGUAUUUCAGCCAAUGGAAUAUCAAUUGCUGAGGAGGAGAGGGAAGGCUAUGAAUGGCUUCAAGAGAGGGAUAAGCCAGAAGGAUUAACUGUAUAUGGAGUGCCAUACAGUGGACCGCCGAUUGCCAAAUGAAAGACUUUGCGCAGCUGAUGUUUCUUUUUCUUCUAUAGAAGUAGCGUAGCCAUUUCCCCGCUGCUGCAUGCUAUGCAGAAAAGACAUACUCUUUGUUUCCCCUUUCAUUUUACAGUAUUUUCCUGUUAGUGUUGGGAUAGGAGUGGGACUUAACCUUCUUUCUUAGCAUGUUAUGUACAUCAAUGAUAAGACAAGGAAAAAAGUUGAAUUUUUUUGGUCUGCAAGAUCAUUUUAGAGACA
This is a messenger RNA of Daucus carota subsp. sativus, 1271 nucleotides long. RefSeq names its product plant cysteine oxidase 2. Lineage: Eukaryota; Viridiplantae; Streptophyta; Magnoliopsida; Apiales; Apiaceae. The record is from RefSeq and is a predicted model, not a curated record. Gene Ontology annotation, molecular function: oxidoreductase activity, acting on single donors with incorporation of molecular oxygen, incorporation of two atoms of oxygen. The coding region runs from base 207 to 1031 and encodes 274 amino acids. The transcript is spliced from 5 exons.